Molecule: messenger RNA, 6892 nt
Organism: Athalia rosae (coleseed sawfly)
Lineage: Eukaryota; Metazoa; Arthropoda; Insecta; Hymenoptera; Athaliidae
Product: nucleolar protein 4-like
Exons: 9
Coding region: 1096-2679 (527 amino acids)
Source: RefSeq, a predicted model, not a curated record
CGACAGUUUGCCGCGAGCGCUCUGAACGUGAGGACGUUCUGCGACGCUCCCAAGGCUGAAAUACAAAUCGUCUGCAAAUACGCAGCCUUCAUAUAUACGCACCUCCGUUCUAUGCGUCGUCGCACGAUUCGUUGUCGUGUAUGAUUUUUGCAAAUAAUUCGUCGAACAGGAUUCACACGUCGACGCGAAACACGAGGUGGGGCGAUCUUUCGCUCGGCUGUCACGAAUUCGAUAAAAUAACGAACGGGAAUCAGGGCGAACCGACAGCGAGAGAGGAGAAUAUAAUUUUUACCAAAAAAUUAACCCCGGGUGACUCGUUCGUCGCGAUCGAAAUCACGUGACUGGUGAUACAGUGACGUUUAGCAACCCUUGCAACGCGGAUCACGCGGUGACGAAAAAAAGCUCAUAUCGAGAGGCGGCAACCGAUCGCGGUUAUUCGCUUACGCGCGUGUUCAAAGUUUCAUCGGGUUUUACAAACGCGUCGUCGUUAAUUCCGUACAAAGUGAAUUUUCCGAACUGACUUUGCAGCACCGUGACAGUGGAAAGGAAUUGUAAAAACUCGUGUUCCGUCAUCGGAUCUUAUUGUUAUGAACAACAUAGUGUAUGAUAUUUAACCAAGUGUCAAACAGUGGCUUGACCAGUGCCAAGAUAUUUUGACAGUUCUGAAAAAGUUUAAACACACCAUCUUUUGCGAGAAAAAAAAAGGCGAAACAUCGUCAGAUAAGUGAUACGGACAGAAGUACGAUAACCGAUCGCCGAAAGUCAACGUGCAAAAAAGUUGUUUUUUAAAAUAGCUCCGAUUACCUCAGAGUACCUGACAAGGUGACAAAGAACACGAGAAAAGGAAUAAUCGAAUGUUCUGAUUGAUCGAUUGAUCGAAACGAAGUUAAAAAACACCAAAAGUAAAUAAUAGAUGACAAAAAUUCUUCCGAGACUUUUCCUACUCUGGACCCUUUAAACGCGCAACAAUUGUAUACGCCGCGAAGGCGCCAUGUGCUAGGAGACGGCUGACGUUUGUUUUGCUCCUGAGACAGCUGGAGGCGUGAUUUGCUUGAAAUAAAAGAAGUCGGCAGGUAGCGAACCGAGUUGAUAAAAAUGUCUGCGAAGCGAAAGGCGACCGCUAUCAUGCAGCAUCACAAGGAGAAUAUUUCCACCCCAGAGCCAUCGGACAUCUCCGAGGAUGACCAUUACUCGAGCGCGCUCAUGAAAGACGCGGACAAGCUGAAGCUGAUGCUGCUCGCGUGGAAUUAUAAUCUCCAACAACAGGCGCAGGCACAGGCACAGGCGGCAACGGCUGCUCUCUCGCCAAAUAAUUCUUCAACAACGACUGCCUCGACAAUUGGCUGUCCCACAACAGUCACCAGCCAAUCGGUCAUAUCCACGGCAAACAACACGAUUAACAACUCCACACUUACAGAUUCGCGAAACGGCGGAUGCAGCGAGCUCGGAGAACUGGGCUCGGGGAACGUACCGAGCCUGGGAUCGGUCGCCGGUGUCGGUAGCGAGGACAUGGCCUCUCUCUGGGCAUCUUACGCGAUGGGUCUCAAGAAGACACCGCCGCCAGCCCCGUCCGCGACUCCGUCACGCAUGGAUCGUGACCGGGAAUCGAGUCCAGCUGGCGGCGAGGGUACCGGAAGCGCUCACGACGAAACGAGCAGCAGUGGAAACAAAGAGGAUGAGGACGACGACGACGAAGAUGCCGACGAGAGGUUGGACCCCAGACACCACGAUCCGGAACGUCUCAAAGCGUUCAACAUGUUCGUGCGACUCUUUGUCGACGAGAACCUGGACCGCAUCGUGCCGAUAUCCAAGCAACCGAAGGAAAAAAUUCAGGCCAUAAUUGACAGCUGCACCAGACAAUUUCCCGAAUUCGCUGAGAGAGCGCGCAAGAGGAUCAGGACGUACCUGAAAAGCUGUAGGCGCAACAAACGCGGGCGGGAGGGUGCGCCCUGGGACGCGGCUCGGCCGACACCAGCGCAUCUGACUUCGGUCCAGGCGGAACAAAUCUUGGCUACCGCCUGCGAGAACGAGAGCGACAACGCAAAGCGGAUGAGAGUCGGAUUGGAGCCAGUUUCUCAACCCAUGCCAACGCUGCCCGCAGCAACGCAAACGGACGUACGCGCCAGUCUGGACCAUUUUUCGAGCACGCCCGUCAAGUCGCUACCAGGAAAACGAGAAGACACGCCACCUGCACCGUUGACGUCCUUGGCGCCAUUGACGAGUCUAGCCAACCUACCGAACAGCACCAUCGCUUCGACACCGUUGUCUCUUACCCCGGCAUCGAAGCUACUUACACCUACCGACAACAAGGGGCUCAUGAGCCAAGCAACGAUAGUCAGUUCGUCGGUGGUGAACGGAGUAGCCAGUGGAGGAGCUCCUACGGCUAUGUACAGGCCAAAUUUCAGUCAGGCCUUCCAACGCGCGGGGCCAACAACGGUCCCACCAACCCUCUCCGCCGGUCUAUACCCUACGCAGAGUUUCACCUCCGGGCUGCUCAGCAACGGUACACAAAGGCCGACAGAUCUGAGUAUGAAGAACACGAAACCCUUGCUUAGUCACAAAUUGAACGCGACGGAAAUGACGGCGGUGAGACAGCUGAUAACUGGAUAUCGAGAAUCAGCCGCCUUUCUUCUAAGAUCUGCGGAUGAAUUGGAACAACUUUUGCUCCAGCAGCCGUAGAACUAUACGAUCUAUACAGCGUCGAUGCGACAGCUAGGUUUUUUGUCACAACAACCCUAAUUAUUAUUAAACCGAAACCACAGCAGCUACCGCUGUGUGCUACGCGGCAGCUGGAGGAAAACACAGAAAACAAAAAACAUUGAGUUAGCGGUGAUAAACUUUGAUCGUGAAAACUUCCUCUGGAAUUUAUUUCAUGGGGUGCAGGCUGACGUUUUCGCACAAUCGCGUAGCCUCGGAUUUAACGAUUACGAUCAGCGGAAUUGCGACGGAUAAAAUCCGAAAAUAUUGUUGAAAAAUUCGCCGAUGAUUGUGCGUUAUACCGAUCGCAGCCAAACGAAUAACAAACAAAAGCACGUGACACGAUCGACCAUCCCCUCAAUUAUCGCUUGCGCCCUCGAAGAACGGACACUUUAUUACUAGAACGUGAGAAACUAAUGUAAUACCUAAUAUCUAUCUCAUUUUCAUUUCGUUUCUCGUUUGUCAACAAUUUCAUUAACAACUCUCGAAUGAUUCCAUAUUCAACGAGUUAUUCUACAGAUGAAUAACGUAACGAACGAGUUGAAGCCGAAAAUGAGACGUUGAAUUAAGCUCUCAGAGUCCCAAACCAGUCGGUAAAAUAUAUUAUUUUCAACUAUUAGCCACCCCUCGAUAGAGGUGGUUGUUGAAACACGAAUCUCAUCGAUCUCAGAACAAUACGCGACGUUCAUUUUCACAAAUUUAUACGCAUCGGGCGCCGUUACGGUGGCCGUCCUCACAAAACCUCUUCGAAUUAUCGUUUCGCGUCGAGGGCAGAGGGCAUCUGCGGUCAAGUUGGAAACGGUCACGUCGAUGUACGCGAAGUGACUAAACUGAGUAUAAGGAUUGAAACCAUUGUUGGUGAGGUUUGUGAAUAGCAUCCCGCUAAAAUAUGAUUGUGUUAUCGACCAAAACUGCCCCCUGUGCUCUUCGCGGUUGGCAACCAGAACUCUUUGAAUGCACAUGCCUAAUACGUUCGCGAUAAACAAAAUAAAAAAUAUAAAAUAAUUAUGAGAAUUUGUCUGCAUCGAGAAGAGUUUUUUAGAAUAUAAUUAUUAUUAUAUUGUUGUAAAUUUGUUUACAUGCAUAUAGCGUCUAAGGAAUUAUUAUUAUUAUUAUAUAACGACGAUUUACUAAAACAAAUUUAAAAGAAAAAAAAAAUAUAUAUAUAUAUAUAUAUGCAUAUAUAUAUAAACCUAAAAAGAAAAGAGUUCCGCGUAAGCUAUAGGAGUUAUAAUAUUGCAAAUGAUAUUAUUGAAAUAUAUUAUAUAGUAUGAAAUCGCAAGAAUUAUUGAUGAAUUACUAAUGAUUUAUUAUUAUUAAAAUUACUAUUAUUACGAUUAUUAUGAUUAUUAUGAUUACUAUUAUUAUUAUUAUCAUUAACAAUUGAUUAAGAAAACUUUAAAAAACAGGGUGUAUAUAAAAAAAAAAAAAAAAGAAAAAAGAAUUAUGAAUAUUUACUUAAUUAAUAAGUUAAGAAAGAUAAAUCAUACAAAAUUAUUAAGGUUCGAAAGUACUAGUAUUUUUCAAACGAGUCUAAAAAGUUAUACGAUCGGCACAAAACAUUGAACGAACUAAUAAUAUAGAUAUACAAAACGAGUAAGAAAAUAAAAAUAAAAUAAAAUAAAUUAAAACAAUAAUCGAUUUUCUCAACGGUGUCGCGAAGAUCGAGAAAAUCUGUUUUAAGUACAAAUUCUUAUCGAUAAUUACAGCUGGGCUCGCGCUAAUAAAAUCGCGAGAUAAAAUUCAAAGAGUCGAGAAAAAAAAUGACAAAUAAUUGAUAACGACGGCUUGAAAAAGAAAUAACGAAAACUGGAUCUCCGCGACGCAAUGGAUAUCUCAUCCAUGUCUUUCAGUUACGUGUGUAUAUCGUACACAUAUAUUUGCAAAAAGAAAUAACACAUAAUAUGUGUGUGAAAUAGCGCUAUGCGUAAAUUACGCACCGGGCGCGAUAAUAGUACAUAAAAAGAAAAGAAAGAUGUUAAAAAGAAAUAUGAAAAAUACAAGCUGCAGGCUAAAAUAACGUAAUAUUUCAAGUUUAAAAGAACUCCAAUGUUUUUGAGUCACAUUGUAUAUAGCGUAAAUUACUGUAUGAUAAGGUAGAAUAUUAUUUUAUAGAUUUCGCAGUGGCACAAUGUGUAAACUGCACCGUCUUGGCGUGACAAAAUGCUGCUACCAUUGUUAGAAACUAGACUCGAUUGCUCGAUAAAACAUAAUUCGGGAAUACAUACUUGCGAUGCGUGAUAGAUUACGAGGUGGUAGCAUUGUGUCAUGAUUUGAUCGUGUAGGGUCUCCAAUGUAGCAUCACCAAGUUACCAAAGAAUACUAAUAUAUAGAGUAGAUCGUCAAGUGGCACAGUACAGCAUCACGAAUCUUUAGAUUGAUCGGAUUCCUGACGAUUUUGACACGUGAGAAAAAAAGCUAAGUUUAUUAUUUACGUUUCUCUCGUAAACGUAAUGACGAUAAAUGGUGCUCCCACAGAUAAAAAAGGUAUGAAAUAAAAUAUAGAAACCCAUGCUCCCGCGUAUCGGGCAAUCACCCCUUGCUGUCCCACUUGCAAUAUAUAUAAAAAAAAAGAAUUCAAACAAAUACGAAGGAACAAAACAAAAGUAAAAUUAACAUCGACCUACACUGGGAUUCGUUUCAUAAAAAUGUACAUUAGUUUUAAAUGUCGUUUUGUAAAUAAGUUAUAUCUUAAAGUAUAUUGAAUUAAUAAUUAAGUUGCUUAUGAAAUGAUGAUAAGAAAAAAAAAUACAUAUAAAUAUAUAUACACAUAUAUAUUUAAAAUAAUGAAAAUUAAUUGGCCACGGAGAACGUACAUUCCAUCUCGGAAAGGAAAGACAAUAUUUCCAAAAAAAAAGUAAAAAAAAAAAAAAAAUGAUAAAUAUUUGAAAAAUAACUUUUGUUUCGUUUUGAGGCAUUCAAAGAGUAAAAUUUUUAUUUUGUUGUUUGUUUUUCGAUGAAAAAAAGAAAUCAGAAUUUUUUUUAAACAUACCUGAGGACCGAAUCGUUUUCAUGCAUCGAUGCAUCGCCGGAACUUGUUUCGUUGAUUAUGUCUCCAUCUUCCGACUCUCAUCACCUGCGAAAAAAAUGAUAUAGAAUUAACAGUGUUUGGUUUUCGGGUACGUUGGUGAAUUAAUAUGAAAUUGAACGUUCCAUAUUUUAGUUUUUAUUUAACGUUAAACAUAUUUUCAUCUAGUAUUAAUUGGCUCGCUUAAGCGAAUUGAGUGGGCUUCGAAUUAUUCUGUUGAUCAUAUUCGCUAAUCUCACUCGAGCAAUUUUCCGAUCGAAGGAUCCAAUCGACCCAUCGAUUAGUUGAGGGACGAUAUUUGCGCGAAGUUAAAAAAUUCACUACCGAUACGUGAAAUACGCUGUUACCAUUUCUUAUAUAGGUUUGCCCAUUUUCCUCCAAAGUUAUAACAAAACUUCCCGUAAUUCAAGGUCCACUCGAGCGCAGAUUUACUUAUCUCACGUAUUUUAUGUGAGAAAGUUUUUUCUACAUAAAUAUAAAACAAAAUCAGAAGUGCAUUUUUCACGUGAGCUGUAUCGUAAAGCUUUUUCUCAAGUUUACUAAAUAGCCAUGACUAGUAAUACCUAAUUAAGUAUAACAAAUAUGGUAAAGAGUGUUACGCGGCAUUUUUAUGUACGUAAUAUCGAAACGAUUUCGGUCAUAGCGUAUAAUCCAAUACCGAUCUAUUUUCGAUGCGAUUUUUUUUCUCUUUUUUCCUCCCCCUCCUUCAAAUUGUCUCGUACCGCUCGUUAUAGUAUUUGCGUAUGAAUAAUAAUUGCGAAUUGAUGUAUAUUGAUAAAGAAAUUAAAAGAAAAAUGAAAAAAAAAAAGAACAGAACAUAAUAAAAUAAAAUAAUAACGUAAAAAUAAAAAUAAAAUAAAAAUUGUAUUUGUUCCUGAGAAAUAAUAAUAAUAAUAAUAAUAAUAAUAAUAAUAAUAAUAAUAAUAAUAAUAAUAAUAAUAAUAAUAAUAAUAAUAAUAAUAAUAAUGGUAAUGAUAAUUUGAUGGUACGUUAUAUAAAUAACAUUAUAAUAUUAUGAUUAUAUUAUUAUAGAGUUGGUACGGUCUUUGAUGAUGCCUUGCCUGUAAAUGUAACAAAACGUUGAAUGAAAAACAAAGAAAACAAAAAAAAAACUCUUACUACCUUGUAAAUGUUUUACCAAAUAUAAUCGACUAUUCAACUUAUAAA